AUGCAGUUCGAGCCGCGCAGCCAGGUCCUCACCGGGCCCGAGCUCCUCGAGCUCGUCGGCAUCAGUCCUGAUGAGCUCGCCAUGAAGUCGGGCUUCCGGGCCCAGGACCCGGAGGUCGACGACAUCGUGCGCGCCGCCCGCGAUCUGGGCGCGUGCUGCAUCUCGCCCGACGCCAGCCUGCCGGCCGAGGAGAACGUGGAGCUGCUGCUGCGCGCGCUGCGGCUGGUGCAGCUGGGGCUGGAGGUGCAGGUGGCGGACAACGAAGGGCUGCUGCAGGAGUCCAACGCGCUGCGGGAGGACGCUCGGGCCCUGGAGGAGUCUAACCGCUCCCUGGAGGAGGACAUAUCGGAGCUGCGGCAGCUGAGGGACGCAACAGAGGACGCGGGAGAUGGUGGGUCGCGGCUGCUGCUGCUGCUGCUGCUGCUGCUGCUGCUGCUGCUGCUGCUGCUGCUGCUGCUGCUGCUGCUGCUGCUGCUGCUGCUGCUGCUGCUGCUGCUGCUGCUGCUGCUGCUGCUGCUGCUGGAGCUACGCCGCGCGUUUGAGGACGAGCGGCGCGCCAACGACGACCUCACGCGCGACGCGGACCGAGACCGCCAAAGCAUCGAAGACCUCAAAUCAAGGCUGGAGAGUGCCUUGGAGGACGUGCGUGCGCGCGACGAGGCGGCGGCCGACCUGCGGGAGUCGCUGGCGCGGCUGCGGGACGAUUACUCAGAGCUUCAGGCGCAGUACGCCGCGGCGCAGCGCGAGGGGCCAGGCAAGGAGGCGCAGCGGGAGCUUGCGGACACAAUCAAGCAGCAGGAGUGGAAGAUUGACCGGCUGACGCGCGACAACCGCGCCCUGGAGGCCACCAACUGCGAGCUGCGGCAGCGCGAGGAGACCAUACGCGAGGAGAACCUGCAGGUGUCUGAGAAGAUCCUGGGGCUUGAUGAGGAGGUACGCGCGCUGCGGCUGGAGGCGGCAGAGGCCGAAGUCAGGGCUGAGGCCCUUGUCAGGGAGAAGGGCCAGCUGCAGGAGCUUUCCGCGCAGCUCCGCGCUGAGGUGGCGGACAAGAUGGCGCUGCUGGACGAGUUCGAGCAGAAGUUUGCUCGGCAGUACAGGGCGUGGGAGGAGGAGAAGGCCGCGCUCCAGUCUGAGGUGGACGGUCUUAGAAGGGAGGCCCGGGAGAAGGCGGCGGCGCGGCGGGGUGCGGGCCAGGCCCUGCAGCGGCACGACGACGCCGCCAGCGAGUCGGGCAGCGAGGGCACCGGCGCCGGCGGGGCCUCCCUGGAGCGCCAGCUGGCGGACCUGCGGGAGCAGCUGGCCGAGAGCCGCGAGAAGGAGGUCCUGCUGUUGGAGGCGUACGAGCAGCUGGAGAGGGACGUGGGCGCAGAGGUCGACCGCGCGCUGGGGCGGCAGUCGGAGGAGCUGUCUCGCCUGCAGCGCCGCACGGCGUUUCUGGAGCAGGCGCUGAGUAAGGAGCGCACGCGCUGCACGGGCCUGGAGGAGGCCGCGGCGCGGGCGGAGGCGGCACACGCUGACGCGGCGGCGGUGUGCGAGGCGUAUGAGAGCGGGGUGUAUGGGCUGCCCCAGGCUGCCGCUGAGAUCCGCCAGCUCAAGGAGACGGUUGCCCAGGCCGAGGCCAGGGUGCGUGACCUGGUGGCCCAGGCGAACAGCCUGGGCUCCGCCCUGGAGGGCCUGGCCGACGAGAACGCGGCGCUGCGCCAGCGCGCGGGGCUGCCGCCGGGCGCGGCCGUCGACGCGUCGGGCGUGCGGCUGGCGCGGGAGGUGGCGCUGGCGCAGCUGCGGAGCGUCAACGCCCUGCUCGAGCGGCAGGUGUCAGACCUGGAGGAGGAGCGGCGCAAGCUGCGGCUGGAGGUCAAGUUCAGGGCAAAGGCGGCGCUGGAGAUGGGGCUGACGCCUGACCAGCUCCUGCUGCUGGAGGAGUUUGCUGAGGACCUGAAGGGCGGCCGCGUGCCAGAGGAGCGCCUCGCGGCGCAGCUGCAGCAGAGGAUCGAGUUCCUGGAGGUCCGCCUUGCCGAGGUCAUGGCGUAUGCCGACAUACCGCCCCACAUGAGGCCCGCCCUCGCCGACAUGACGUCACUCACCGGCAGGGGGGCCGCCGCAUCCCGUGAUUCAGGCGGCGCCGGCGCCGCGCUGGCCGCAUCGCUGUCCACGGCCGCGAUUGGCGCGUGGACGGGUGGCGGUCUCAUGAGCGCAGGGGCCGUGGCGGCGGCGGCGCGGGCGCUGGAGGAAGUGCGGGCGGCUGUGCUGGAGGCGCUGCAGUGCCUCAGGAGCAUGGAUGCUGGUAUUGGUGAGCACCAUUCCUCGCCAGACUCGGACCACCACCGUUUAUUGGGAGAAGCUGUUGAGAAGCUGGCGGCGGCGGAGCGGGCGGCCUCAAACGUCAUCAGGGACGCGGCGGCGGUGGCCAAGGACGGGGCGCCGACGGCAGGCUCCGCGGCUGACAACGCAGUGGUUGCUGCCGCCAGAGCGGCCUCCAAGAGGGUGACGGCAGGCGACAACUUUGUUGCCGACGCGGCGGCUGACGAGCUCUGCUCAAAGCUGGAAGAGCUGGCGCGUCAGGUGGUCAACCUGCAGGUGGUGGUGGCCCAAAAGGACGCCCAGCUGUCUGCACUCGCGUCCGCCAAGUCGGCCCUGGAGGAGCGGCUGUCAGGCGCGGGCGUUGAAGCUGCCCAGAAGCUGCGCCGCCGCGAUUACAUUCCUGCGGCGGAGCACGAGGAGGCGGCGGCGCAGCUGGCUGCGGCCAAGGAGCAGCUGGUUGAGGCGAUGGAGGAGCUGGGGGCCAGGGACAGGGAGUUGACAGAGGACACUCUUGCAGAGUGGCCGAGCCGCGCCAAGCGCGCCCCCGCGGUGCGUGCUCCGGCCUCGCAGGUCGGCUCCGCGCUGGCGCGCUACCAAGGACGGAUGCAGCAGCUGGGGGAUCAGGUGGCAAUGCUGUACAAGGAGCAUGCUGGCGCCGCGGCCGCCUGGCGCUCGGAGCGGGGCGCCACUGAAACCGCGCUGCAGAAGGCCAGGGCUGAGGCGCAGGCGCAGGCCGCCGCCAACGGCGAGCUGCUGGACGGCCUCCGCGCGCUGGAGGCCGCUGCGGGCGGCGGGGACGAGGGGGCAGUGGCGCUGAGGCGCAAGUACGCCGACACAGUGCGGCGCAUGGCGAUCGUGCAGCUCAAGCACGCCAAGGUGUCGCGGGAGCUGGCCGUGGCACUGGCGGGGGAGCGGGCCGCGGACGACGCGCGGGCGGCACUGGCGGAAGAGAUGGGCGAGCUGAGCGGGACGUGCAGGGCCCGCAUCCGGUGGCUGGAGGCGGCUGCGGACGCGGCGCAGCGGCGCGCGGAGCGCCUGUGCCGCGCGCUGCAGGCUUCUGCGCCGCUGGAGGCGCACCAAUCGCUGGUGGAGAAGCACAGCGCCCUCUGCGCGGAGCACAGGAGGAUGCUGGAGGAGCGCGGGGACGGCGUGGCGGACGCGUCAGAGGAGCUCCUUGCGGCGCGCGACCGGCUGGCGGCACUGGCUGUGGAGUACGAUAAGACCGCGGCCAGGGCCGCUGAGCUGGGGGAGAAGCUUCGCCAGCUCCAGCUGCCCGCGGAGCUGGCCGCCAAGGGGGCGGCGCCCGCGCACGCACCAGGCAGCGGCGGCGCUGCUGGCUCGGACCUCGUAGCAGCCAAGGUGCAGCUGGACAGCAUGGGUCGCCGCCUCGAGCUGGCGGAGCGCGAGAGGGAGCGCAUCAUGGCCACGCUGCACGACACACAGGGCCGGCUGGACGAGGCGGAGCAGAGGCUGGCGCAGUCGGCAGGGGAGCUGGCCACCUCGCGCGCCCUCGAGUCGCGCCUGCAGCGCCGCCUGGUCGGGGCCAAGACGGCCGCUGAGGUGGAGGAGCUUGCCGCAAGGCUGGACGAGGCUGAGCGUGUUCUCAGGGACGCGGAGGGCGAGAAGGCGGCGCUGCUGGCGAGGGCCGAGGGGGCGGAGCGCGCCGCCAAGGACGCCGCGGUGCAGCGGCAGCGGCAGCUGGCGGACAUCACCAACCUCAAGGCCGCGCUGCGCAGCGUGAUGGGCGGCAGCGACGCGGCGUCCAAGGCGGGGAGGGUGUUUGUGGAGCUGGAGCACGCGCGCGCCAAGGAGAGCCUGGCGCGCUCGGCGCUCAACCGCAGUGAGCUCGAGCGGCUCGAGCUGGAGCGCCAGGGGCGCGCGCUGCGGCAGCAGGUGGCGCGGCUCACCGCCUCGCUGGCGGCAGAGCAGGACCACGCGCGGUGGGCGGAGUCUGAGCUGCGGGAGGCGCAGACGCGGCUGGAGCUGGCGCUGGCGUCGCUGACGGGCGCGUACAAGAGCACGCUGUGGGUUCGGCGGCUGGAGCAGCUCAAGCGCAGGAAUGACGCCAUGGCGGAGGGCCUGUCGUCUGCGCUGGGCCGCCUGUCUGGGGCGGAGGGUGACCUGCAGGAGGCGCGGCUCAGGCUGGAGAUGGCGCAGGCGAGCGGCGGGGCCCACGACGCGUCGUUGCUGCUCUCCAAGGGCGCCCCCGAGGCGCACCGGGAGGCCGCAGCGCUGAGGGAGGCCCAGGUGGCGCUGAGGCUCGAGGCGGGGCGCCUGGGGCGCGCGGAGAGGAUGAUGCGCCAAAAGGUGUCGUACGUGGAGCGCGUCAACUGCGAGCUCUCUGAGCUGCUGGAGCGCUGCGACGCGGACGCGCUGGCAGCGCAGGGCGCGCUGGAGGCCGACAAGCGCGCGCUGUCGCGGCACACCGCCUCCCUGCAGGCAGAGGUGGUGGCCCUCCAGGAGCGCAGCAGUGCGCUGCUGUCAGAGCUCGAGGAGGCGCGCGCCUCCGUGGCCAAGCAGCGCGCUGAGGCCGCCGUCGCGGCGGGGCUGGGGCCGGGCGGCGCGGUCGGCGGCGCGGCGGGCGUGGGGAUGUCGAAGGCCGAUAAGGAGCUGCUGCUGCGGCAGAUAGAGAGCCUCAAGGAGGCCCGGCAGGAGGCGGAGCACAUGCGCCACGAGUGCCGCCGCCUGGAGGGCGAGCUGCAGCUGUCGGCGCGCCAGGUGGAGUCGCUGCAGCGCGCGCACGACGAGGCGCUCGACCGGCUGUCGGCCGGCAGCAGGGCCAUGCUGGGCGCGGCGAACGGCGGCGCGGGAGGGGUGGGCUCCGGCGAAGAGGGGGCGCUGGACCACAUCCGCGCGGUGGCCGAGGCGGCGGUGCGCGAGCUGCAGGCGCGCGUCAGGGACCGCGAGGCGGCGCUGGCGGCGGCCGCGGAGGCGGCGCGGGAGCACCAGGCUGCGUUCAUGGCGCAGCACGCUGCGGACAGGGCCGAGAUCGAGCGGCUGUCGACGGCACUGCUGGAGGCUGGCGCCCAGGGCAUCGCCGGCAUCCGCGCCAGCUUGGCCCGCGCUGGCACCGCCCUCGCGGCGACAGGCGACGGCGGCGAGGGGGUGCCCUACGAGCGGCUGAGGGAGAUGCUGGAGGAGCGCACCUCAGAGGCCGAGGCGCUGCGCGGCCAUCUGGAGCAGCGGGAGGCGUCGUUGGAGUCGCUGCGGCUCGGCUACGAGAUGCAGGUGAAGCAGCGUGAUGCCGAGGUGGACCGGCUGUCCCGGGCCUUGACGGCCGCCAAGGCCGCGGAGGACGCGCCCAACAGGGCGACGCUGCAGAAGCUGCAGUCUGAGCUGCGCCAGAAGGACGGCCGCCUGCGGCAGCUGCGCGGGGCCAUCAAGGCGCUGGAGGGGAAGCUGGCGGAGCUGCUGAGGGACAGGACAGACCUGGUGAUCCAGGCCAGCAGCUGGAAGGAGCAGGAGCUGCUGGACGAACGACUGGCAGAGGUGGAGGCGCAGAGGGCCGCGGCCGCCAGGGACCUCGACGCAGCCAAGAAGGCGGCCUCCGCCCACGAGGCCGCCGGGCGGCGGCUGGCGGAGCAGCUGGCGUCGGAAAAGGAGGCGCUGGCGGAAGCCAAGGCGGCGCUCGCACGCGCACAGGCCACGCUGCAGCGGAGCGGCACUCGCACCCAGAAGCGCCUCGCCGCUGCCGCGGCCAUCUCAGGCCGGGCUGCGGAAGGCGAGGCGGAGGCGAAGCCAGGUACGGCGGGGCAGGGAGAGGCGGGCGGCGGCGGCGCCGAGGCUGCGGAGCGCAGGCAGCGCGAGGAGGGGUUGUCUGCGCUGCUGGCGCGGAUCAUGGCGCUGGAGAAGGAGAAUGCAGCCUUGCAGGAAGCCAACCUGAAGGGGCAGCAGCAGCAGCAGCAGCAGCAGCAGGCAGGGCCAAGGCCGAUCAGGACGCAGGCGGCUGGGAAGGGGGAGUCUGGUAAGCAGCAGGCUUCCUUGGGCAGGGGCGACGCCGCACCGGCCACGCCGUCGGCCGCCGCUGCCUCAGGGCGGCCCGCCCGCGCCAGCAGCGACGGCGGCGCGGCGUCAGGCCGGGGCUCGGGCGCGGGCGCCGCUGGCCCCUCACGCCUGAAGGGUGCCGGAAAUGCAGCGGCAGCGGCGGGGGCGGCGGCGGAGGCCGAGGGCAAGAACGGUAGCGGGGGCAGCGGCGGCGGCGGCAGCGGCGUGAGCUAUGCGCCGGCCGCCUGGGAGGAGGGGAAAAAGCUUCUUGCCAAGAUUGACGGGCUCAGGAAGCGGCUCUCAAAGAAGUCCGAGGAGUGCGACGAGCUGCGCAAGGAGGCGGAGCGCCAGGCUGCACUAGUGGGCAGCCUGCAGCAUGACCGGGAGCGCGCGGUCGCGGCGCUGGAGGCCGCAAAGGAGCGCCUCAAGCGGGCGGCAGAGCAGGGGGCGCAGCAGAUGCCGCCCGGCUGGGCGGUCGACGCAUCUAAGCUCAAGGACUAUGUGGACGAGGUGCUGCAUCUGGAGGGCGAGAGGGAGGCGCUCGCGGCGGAGCUGCAGCGCGCACAGCAAACGCUCCAGCAGCAGCAGCAGCAGCAGCAGAUCGCGCCCGCAGCCGGCAGCGAGCAGCAGCCGCAGCGGGCGACUCAGGAGCAGCAGCUGUUUGAGUUGCAGCUGCAGCGGGACCAGGCGCAGGCGGCGCUGGGGCGGCUAAGGGCCAGGCUCGACGACCUGUUUGGCCCGGGCGCGUCCGACCCGGGCGCCGCGCGGCCCCACCAUCAGCAGCAGCAGCAGCGCCCGCGCUCGGAAGCGCCAGGCGGCGGCGGCGCCGACGCCCCGCCCGCCACGGCGCGUCGCGCGUCGUCGGGGGCCGUCGCGGGGGGCGGCGGAGUGAAGCUGAGCGGGCGCGAGGCGGAGCUGCUGAGCACGGUCGACAACCUCAGGGCGGCGCUGGAGCGUGCCAUGGCGGGCAGCACACCCACAACCCGCUUCAUGCAGGCAAGGAGUCUAGAAAGGGCCGGUGAAAGCGGUUCUGAGGUCGAGCGGCGCAAGGCAGCAGCCAAGGAGGCCGACGCCGCGCGGUCCGAGGUGUCGCGCCUCAAGCAGCAGCUGGCCGCCUGCAGGGACGCGGCCAGCGAGCUGCAGCGCGCCAACACCGAGCUCAGGUCUCAGCUGCAGCAGCUGCGCGAUAGCGCCGCGACCGCCGCGGCUGCGACGGCGGGCGGCGGCAGCGCGGCUGCGGUUGCUGUGGCCGCGCUGCGGCGGCAGGUUGAGCAGCUGCAGGGUGCACUGCGGCAGCGUGAGGCGGAGUCGGUCACGCUGAGGGCCACAGCGGACCAGCUACAGCAGCAAGUCCAGCAGCAUCAGCAGCAGGGGCAGGAGCAGCAGCAGCAGCAGCAGCAGCAGGGACGGCGGCAGCCGGAGGGGCAGCAGCAGCCAGGGGGCCAGGAGGAGGAGGAGGCGGCGAAGUUGCAACGCCGGCUGGAGGAAUUGGAGGCUGAGAAUGCUGAGCUGCGGGGGGAGCUGGGGGUGUUUGACUCUGAGUUUUGGGACGAGCUGGAGGAGUUGAAGCUGGAUCGUCACCGCUUGGACGAGCGGUGCUCAGAGCAGGAACGCACGAUCGAAGCGCUGCGGUCGCAGGCGCGCGCCUAUGGCAGCGGCAAGGGGCCCGAGGGAUUUGAUUCCCCUGCGGCUCGCAGCAGCGGCACGUGGCCCGGCGGCAGCGACGGCGCCAGCCUCGACUCCGCUGACGGCGCGCCCCCGAGCAGCCCCAGCAGCAGCAGCACCCGCAACAGUGACGUCACCAGCGUGUCGCUCAAGGACCCCGCCAAGCUCGAGCGAAUCAGGCACGCCUUUGACAAUGGAUCGCUCGCGUUUGGCUUCUCCGCCGGCGGCCUCAUGUUUCCCUACUAUGUCGGCGUCUGCUCGGUGCUGGAGGAAAUGGGCGUCCUCAAGCGGCCUCACCAGCUGGCCGGGGCAAGCGCGGGCUCCCUCAUCGCGGCGGCUUACAACACCGGCCUCGACAUGCGCGUUGUAGAGGAAAGCAUGAUAUUGUUUGGAGAGGACUGCCUGCAGAACGGCACACAGCACAGGCUGGGCCCCUUGCUGCGCGAUUUCCUGCACGCCUACCUGCCGCCAGACGCCCACGAGCGCUGCUCGGGCAACACGCACGUCGCCAUCACGCGCGCCCUGCCCUACUGGCGCUCAAAGCUGGUGAGUCAUUUUGAGUCACGCGACGACCUGGUCGCAGCACUGUUGACCAGCUGCCACAUACCCUGGUACUUUGAUGGGCGCUGGAUGACCAAGUUCAGGGGCCACUACGCCGUCGACGGCGGCGCCACCAAUUUUAUCCCAGUAGUGCCAGGGGCAGAUUAUACAGUCAAGGUCAUGUGCUUCCCCACUGUGCACUUAGAGGCCAUCCGCUCCCGCGCAGCGCGGCUGGCGCUGGUGGAGCGCUUCCUGGACAUUGACAUAUCCCUGGACUCCUUUGAGGAGUGGGGCCACGGCUACCCUACGGUCCUCAAGUGGGCCCUGCAGGCGUCGCCGCGUGAGACCAGCAGCUACCUCAUAGAAAAGGGCAAGAGAGACGCGCGCUCCUGGGUGGUGGCGACGGGGCUGGGGGACAUCCUGGCGGAGCGCGCCGCGGCGGAGGCCAGAGCCGAUGGCGCGGCGGGCGGGGCGCGGGCGGGGCAGGAGCUGGUGCUGCCACAGGGGUGGCGGCAGGCCGCGGACGGUUUGGCAGCGGCGGCAGCGGCGGCGGGGGCAGUGACUGCGCAGCAGCAGCAGCAGCAGCAACAGCAGCAGCAGCCGUCACAGGUUGCGGCUGCGCGGCUCGAGACACCUCAGCAAGAGCCAGAGGUGCAGGAUAACGGCCAGCAGCCGGUGGCGGGGGAGGAGCAUCGUGGUCACAAGCGGCGGCGGGAGGAGGAGGGUUGCGAGCCUGGGGUGGUGGUGCCGGGCCUCACGGGCCAGCCACGGACAGACACUGCGCCGCUUGCUGACAAACCGCCAGCUUGA
Molecule: messenger RNA, 9300 nt
Organism: Monoraphidium neglectum
Lineage: Eukaryota; Viridiplantae; Chlorophyta; Chlorophyceae; Sphaeropleales; Selenastraceae
Exons: 60
Coding region: 1-9300 (3099 amino acids)
Biological process (GO): lipid metabolic process
Source: RefSeq, a predicted model, not a curated record